Molecule: messenger RNA, 420 nt
Organism: Ostertagia ostertagi
Lineage: Eukaryota; Metazoa; Nematoda; Chromadorea; Rhabditida; Trichostrongylidae
Source: the annotation of a GenBank genome assembly
AUGUCGAAAGGAGAUGAAAAGAAAAUGAUCACAUCUCCGCUCACGUUCUUGCCUUUCGAUUCGGAAAGCGAAAGAAUGGGGUUCAUGUGGCCGCCACCGAUUGCUUAUUUGAAAGGAAGCAUCCCUACUGCUUGUCCCAACUGCCUACGCUUGAAAAAGUUAGCAGCAACAAUGAAGCGUGCUAAAGUUCCGCAGGCGAGAAGCAUGAAUGCGGCCAGAGAACAUCGCCAGACGCAUGAGCGAACUGCUCGUUUCACUACCUCCCAAUUUUUAGAGCGAAAUGUUUCUAUUGGUCGGCUGAUGCAAGAUUUUCAUGAAAAGAUGGAUGUUGCUGACCUAACGCAGCAGAUGUCGCGUAUAAUGGGAGGUUUCCGCAAAGGAGAUGGUCGCCAGCCGAAUGAGAAGAGCUUCAACCAAUGA